This is a messenger RNA of Syngnathoides biaculeatus (alligator pipefish), 6708 nucleotides long. RefSeq names its product connector enhancer of kinase suppressor of Ras 1 (gene cnksr1). The record is from RefSeq and is a predicted model, not a curated record. Gene Ontology annotation, molecular function: protein binding. The transcript is spliced from 21 exons. NCBI's taxonomy places the organism in Eukaryota, Metazoa, Chordata, Actinopteri, Syngnathiformes, Syngnathidae. Bases 87 to 2645 code for a protein of 852 amino acids.
GCGUUAGCGGCGGCCUCCCGGCGCCGAGGUAGACGUCGGCCAAGGCGGCGGGGAGCUGACUGAGCGAGUGGAGCAGCGCGCCGAGCAUGGAGCCGAUCACGGCCUGGAGCGAGGAGACGGUGUGCCAGUGGCUCCAAGGUCUGGACGCACCCUUGGGUCGGUAUGCCUUGUCGGAAUGGCAUCUCUCCGGCAUGGAUCUGCUCCAGCUGACUUCGGAGGACCUAGAGAGGCUGGGAGUGUCCAAGAUCGGCCACCAGGAGCUGAUCCUCGAGGCCGUGGAGAAGCUGUGCUCCUUGUCAUACGGUGACACCGGGGAUAACAUGCGGGGCCUGACGGAGAAGCUGCGAAGCGUGGCUCACAACUUGCAGAUGGGCAUCCAGAGCCGCUGGCGCCUCAACAACUACGACGGGCAGAGUGCCACCAAGUUCUCCACUAGUGUGCUUCACGCAGUGGUGGAGCUCAUUGCUUCUGCCAAAGGACUCUUCUCCUUACUGAAAAGGUAUCAGCUCUCCCAGCUUAGCGAACGUACGACCAGCAAGAAAAUCUUCAACCAGUGCAAAGAACUGGGGGCGAUUGUGCAAAAGAAACGAACGAGUGUCUACGAGAAGGAGAAGGACAUCAUCUCUGUGUGCCGUCAAUUGGUGGUUGUGUGUGACGAGAUCCUGACCUGCAGCCCGGAAGCUGUGCUCACCAAUACCACACAGCUGGAGAGCGUCGACCUGGUCCCCGCUUCACCAGGAGAUCAGCUGGGCAUCGAGAUAACAUCCAUCGGCUCCAGUAACCACUAUGUGACCGGAACGGCAGCAGAGCCAUCAAAUGACGUUGCAAAGAUCUUAGCUGGAGAUGAAGUGAUCAAAGUCAACAACCAGAUUGUGGUGGGCUGGAGCCGGGCUAACCUUGUGAAGAAGUUACGGGAGAAUCCCAGUGGCGUCACUCUGGUCCUGAAGAGGUCUUCCGGCUCGCUGUAUCGCAGAGUUCCGGGCCAGCACUUCUUGUCUGCGCAGGAGGAGGAUUACUAUAAAGAGGAGAGCUCUGAAGAAGAGGUUGAAGAAGGAGAAGAGGAUAAUCCAAGGCACUCCAUCUUCGAGAGGGUCGCAGCUUCUGUCCGGUCACUGUCUUUCAGGAGAGCCGUUCAAGGGCCAGAGGUGAUCGAGGAGCCCAUGGGACAGGAGGAGUCAGAGCUGUCUGCCGACAAGGAGCUCGAAGGCCGGCUCCCUCCGGAGGGGGCUCCAUCGUCACUUUCAGUCUCAGGAGAGUUUGAAAGUUUGGCUGGUUUGAGACUUUCCCCGGGCCCCACCCAGAGAAGGGACCCCACGUCGUCGCCAAUAAGCGUUUCACCCUUCGAAUUCUGUCAAAGUUCUUCACUGCAGGCACUUAGCCACGAGAGAGCGAGUGUCAGUUCUUGUCCUGAAAUGGUGGGCCACACGGUACAACAAGAGAUAAAGAAGAGUUCGAUUAAAGGUAUGACGACGUCCCUCAGUCGGCGCCGCGUGUCCUGCCGAGAGCUGGUGCUGCCCGACUGCGACGGCUGGCUGUGGAAGAAGAGGAAGGAGAGCAGCGUUUUCAUCGCCCAGAAGUGGCAACGCUUCUGGUUCGUCCUCAAGGGGCCGUCGCUCUACUGGUACACCAGCCAACAGGAUGAGAAGGCGGAGGGUUUGGUCAACGUUGCCAGUUACAGCAUCGAGAGCGCUGGCGAGCACAAGAGGAAAUAUGUGUUCAAAAUGUGCCAUCAACGAUUUCAAAACUUCUUCUUCGCAGCUGACAAUGUCAGCGACAUGAGCAAGUGGAUUAACUGCCUCAUCACGGCCAUUAAUAAGCACAAGAAGCUGAGCCCGGGCCCAGACAGUGAAGAAGAGUGUUACAGUGAGACAGAGUCGGAGAAUGAGGGAUCCCCUUCGCCCCGCAGGAGAAAUAAGAAAGUGCAUUCCAGCACGUUGCCUCGCCCGAAGCGCAAGACCAACAUUAAGAUGCCAUUGCCAAGUUCUUCAACAGGGGGCAGCAAAGCUGCCCCAGAAGACGAAAUGGGCAAGAUGUUGAACAACAUCAAGGAAGGAGGCGUGUCGCUGAUGGGCCACGAGCAACCGUUCACGCACGAUCACUUCAGGAGGUCUUUCAUCCGGCGCAACAAGAACCCCGUCAUCAACGAGAAAGUGCACACGCUCCGCGCCCUACAGAGCACCCUGAAGGCCAAAGAAGCUGAAUUACAGCAGAUCAACAAAAUUCUAGAAGGUUCCACAGUGACGGCAUCAAUGUACCGCCAGUGGAAGGAGCAGAACGAAGAACUGGUUCAGGAAAUCGAAAAACUGGCCUCUCUCAGGGCCUCCAAAGUCGGAGACGCCAACGCCGCCGCCGACGUCGCGGCGCCAGACACGCCUGCCGAUGGGGUUGCCUUGGAAACUGUCGCCGUGGAAACAAGCGCUGCGGAGACAGAAGGUGCAUUUAGACUGAACCUCAGCGAGGGCGAGCAGCUGGUGGACGCCGAGCCCUCGGAUGUUCUCCUGGAGCUCCCUCAGGGCUCUCCGGCGGAUGAGACCGGCUGCGGCGGCUUGGAACUCUCGCUCGGCUCUCUGCAGGAAUCCAUCAACAAAGAGCUGAGCCAGAUGAGGGAGAGCGGAGAGACGGACGAAACUUAUUUCUACAUUUAAACGCAGCUCCUGUUGUGUGUGUCACUACAGAGACAAACGGAAGGACGCCGUUCAGUUUUAAAACUCACCACAAAGGUUUACUUCACAGCCUUUUUUUUUUUUUUUUUUUUUUUUUUAAACUGUCCUCAAAAGCCAGCAUUCAUCUGUGUUGGUGGACACAUGACUCAGAAUCACAGGGACGAAGUCAAACCAGAGGUUUCUGAACCAGAAGACGACGUUUACACUAUGAUCCUGGCGGCCACGGCAGCCCCGUCGCCCGAAACGAUAUGGGAGUGCAAAAAUGAGGUCGGGAUGGGACAAGAAUUUGUAAAAACACAAACAUCGAGUCGCCUGGAGUUAAAUGUGCUGCGUUAAGUAAUAGUCCACAACACAACGCGGCACCGUUCUGUAGUGCAGGGGUGUCAAACCCGUUUUUGUCGCAGGCCACGUUGGAGUUCCAGUUUCCCUCAUCGGGUCGUUAUGACUGUGAAACCAUAAAAAUCUUUUACCGCCUCAUCGUAAUUUUAAAUUUUAGUACAGAUUUGGACAAAAAUCUCGGAAGUUCAUACACGUGAUUUAGCUUUGUGAGGCACAUAAAGUCAUCUGGCAGGCCGAGUCUGGCCCCGGGGGCUUGAGUUUGACACCAGUGCUGUAGUGGGAUGGGAAGUAUACAGUAUAUAUUAAUUGGUAUCUAAUGAACUUCAAUGAUAACGCUACUAAAAUGUAAUGGAAUGUUUAAUUUACCGACAAUGCCUCCCAUGGAAUAUAAACAGACGUGGCAAGCCGUGAUUGCCGUGGAUGCCUGGAGAAAUUUUUAAAUUGUGACUCAAGUACUUCAAGUAAAGAAGUACAGAGAACUUGACUGAGUAAAAAUCAGUCUUCACGGCACAGUAAUUGUAUAUAAUAAUAAUUUUGAUGGCCACACAGAGCGCAGUUGGUUAGCAUAUCUGCCUCAGAGUUCAGAGGCCCGGGGUUCAAAUCCAAGCCCCGCCUGUGCAGGGUUUGCUUAUACUCCGCCUUCCUGCAUGGAUUUUCUCCAGGAACUCCGGUUUCCUCCCACAUCCCAAAAACAUGCAUAAUCGGUUGAUGGUUGAAGACUCUAAAUUGCCCGUAGGUCUGAAUGUGAGUGCCAAUGGUUGUCUGUGCCCCGCUAGUGGCUGGGGACCAGUUCAGGGUCUCCUUUUCUUAACUCGGGCUUUUACGCUAUCAAAAUCUAAUCAAGCCAACUGUGGAUUUUAGGGCAAAGUGACACAACUGACAAAGAUGAUACGAUGACCGCUAUCAUAUUUUCCAUUACACUCGCACCUCACCUUCUCUCCAAUAGCCCACCUUGGCUGGGUUUGGGAUUGUGAUGGAAAUUAUGCAACGUGAUCAGAUGAUCAUGUCGUGUCUCCUGGUUUAGUAAGCAGUGCGUGGCUCUUUAACCGAGGUUUGUUUUGAACGUCCUCGUUCCAAGUACUGUGGUGCCUCCAUUUUUGAGUGAUGAGUUUUUCGAGACGAGCGCAAGCUUGCCAGAUAAUUUAAUUUACAGUCCGUUUUUUUUUUUUUUUUUUACUGUUUUUUUUUUCUCAUUUAGUGGUUUUGCCAUUUACAGUAUUUUUUUUUUUUUUCAAUAUUUAUUUCUUGAGGUGGCGGCACGGUGGCUCAGCUGUUAAAGCGUUGGCCUCACAGUUCCGAGGAGCCGGGUUCAAUCCCAGCCCUCCCUGUGUGGAGUUUGCAUGUUCUCCCCUGUGCCUGCGUGGUUUUUCUCCGGGCACUCUGGUUUCCUCCCACAUCCCAAAAACAUGCAACAUUAAUUGGACACUUCAAAUUUCCCGUAGGUGUGAUUGUGAGUGUGACUCUUGUCUGUCUCGUUGUGCCCUGCGAUUGGCUGGCAACCAGUUCAGGAUGUACCCCGCCUUCUGUCUGUUGAUAGCUGGCAUAGGCUCCAGCACUCCUUGCGACUGUUGUGAGGAUAAGCGGCAAAAGAAAAUGGAUGGAUGGAGGUCUUAAGCUUUUUAAACCCUUAACCACACACUUAUCAACUUUUGUCAGACAGGCAUUAACAUUUCCUCACAUUUCUCUCUUAUAAACACCCUCAAAUGUCAAACCUUUGUAGAUUAAAAAAAAAAGUACACUUCCGAAGUCCUGAAUGAAACAAAAGCUCAAAACCUGUUUGAGGCCAAAACAUUUAUUUGAAAGAUAAAUUUAUAAAUGUCCCUCCAUUCAGUUUCUUCCGUUCUAUCCUGGACUGAGAACCCUACAAGCGUUUUCCUAUAAAAACAAAAAUAUCCCAUUUUUUAGAGAUAACAAAUUUAAUUUUUAUGAUCAAUCUGUGCGGUUGGGCACACAAGAAAUAAUAAUAAUAAUAAUAAUAGCGACUCAGGCGUAUUUUACAUUUCCUUUGGCCAGUUGACACGGCUCUACUGUAGUAUUCUUGGUGCAAAAAAAAAGGUAUGGGUCGAAGUUGGCACUCUAUUUUUUUUCUUAUAAACAGACGUGCCAUUUUCGAAUUACGUGUGAAAACUGCAGCCACGACGUGUUGUGCAGGUGGGCCGAAAUGACGCGGGGGGCCGCCGGUGGUUGCCAAUGGUCUACAGUCCUUUAUCCAAUCAGGAUGCCGAAAACGAUGUGGGUUUUACCUGAGCGAAACAGGAUACAGAACACAAUACGCAUUAAUACGCUGUUAAAAAAAGAAAGCUUUAUACAGAAUAACAAAAUGACACAUACAUACACAAAAAUGUGUGUAAUCGUGAAGCGCUUCAAAACAACUGAGUUAUAGUGUAUAGUGUUAUAAAUUACACUACUUUUCCUAUUGAAAAAAUUAUUACAAACAUUUCCCAAAAUAUUUUUGCGCAGUACUGGAACGGAUUAAUGACCUUUCUAUUCAUUUCAAUGCGGGAAGAUGAUUUGUUUUGGGGUUCUGAACAUCGUCAUGGAACUAAUUCCCAAGUCACGCCAUUACUGUAAUUGUGACUUUUUUGUGGUUAUGCGACAGCUCAAAUGGGACACUAGAAGAGCCUGUAAAGUGCAUUUUUGCCAUUUCUUGCAAGAAAUAAACAGCAAUUUGUGAUUUCCAAGAAAGUACGCCAAUGUUUCGGCAAAUUUUGCAAGAUCGCUGCGUGAAUAGCGACGAAACAGUGCUUUAUUUACAUGCGCCUGUGAAAUAUACAUUUUUAUUUUAGACCUUAACUUGUUGCAGUAUGUUUACAGAUUGAACAAGUUGCCAAUCGUCAGUAUAACAUGUAUUUAAUUCCAUGUCAUGAAUUGUAACAUAGUAUAUAGUAUGUAACAUAGUACAAGCUUUUUUAAAAUGUGAUUUGUAAAUAUCGUUUUAAAGUUAUGUGCCGUGUGUGCUCGUGAAUUGACAUUUGGAAAUAUUUGCACACAUGUACACAUAAAUCACUGCCAAUGUAGUUUUAUUUUCAUUUCAUUUUAUUUUUCCCAUAUAUUGUACAGGUGGAUUUUGGGAAAUCAGAAUAUAGUUGGAUAAUAACUUACACACAAAGCAAAUUAUUUCUUAAAAAAAAAAACAACACAAUUCACCAUCUCGAAAAAUUCAAUUAUUGCAUAAGAAAGCAUAAAAAAUGAUUUAUUUAAUACAGUAGUUGAAUAGGAUUGGCCUUCUGGAAAGUAUUUUACUGUGUUAAGCAAAUCUCCUUAAUACACAAAUUUCACUUUUUAAUUGAACGGCUGUACUGAAAUGAACUUAGUACCUUAUUCAAAUGUAUCGCGAUGAACAUUUGUUUAUGAAUUAUCCAUCAUGGUUAUGUAUUGCUUGUGAAGUAGUGACGCGUUUAAAAACCUUUGACUGGCUCAUUUUAACUGGGUGAGUCAUUUGAUAAUAAAUAAAAAAAAGAAAAAAAGAGCGUCAUGAUCGGCCACAUGAUUCAGCUUCACCCACAUUUGUCAACCUAUUCUGAAUGUAUGAUUUGUAUCAUUUCUAAUGAUAAGCAUUCUUUCCUUUUUUCUUUUUUACCCUGCUUAUGCCAUGUGACGUAACCUAGCAACACUAUCGUUAUUGGUGAGGGUAAUGCCUUUAAAAGCAGAAUAAAACGUGAGGAAGAUGAUCAUUCCCCCCUCUUUUUCCUCCCUUUUCAUGUAA